UCCCGUUUUCCAAGGCUGAGUCGCUUCCAGAGACCAGCCUUGCAUUCCCAUCAUCACUUCCCCCAGAACCAAACAUGGCCUCAUCACUACUAAAUGAGUUCUCGAAUAAAGUACCUGCAGCUCCUACACGGAAGCUUCAGUACGCAGAUGUCGCUGUGACAGCAACAGCCAAGGACUUCGCAGGCAUCUAUCGCGGAAAACAAUACCACGAACCCGACUUUGAUGCAGUUCUGGACCGCGCAGCGGAAGUGGGCGUAGAUCGUGUACUACUGACGGGCAUGUACCUGUCAGACGUGGGCACAAAUGCUGCAAUCGCCAGGAAAAGAAGAGAGCAGUGCAGAAUCACAAUCGGUGUGCAUCCAUACCAUGCCGCUGAGGCUGAAGAGGGCGGCGAUCAGUACUACCAGGACCUUGCACAGGUGAUCAACACCACCCUAAAAGAAGAGCCUGGGCUGCUUGGCGCGUUCGGAGAACUAGGCCUGGAUUACGACCAUCUGACUGCUGCAUCGAAAGAAAUUCAGAUCCGCGUUUUUAAGAGGCAGCUCGACAUGAUCGUGGCUGAGAGCUGGAAGCUGCCAUUAUUUUUGCAUUGUCGGGCAGCUUUCGAAGACUUCGUCGCCAUCCUGACGCCCUAUCUUGGUCGCCUGCCUUUGGUAUCCGGGCUUGUCCACUCUUUCGUUGGUACGGCUUCGCAGAUGCAGACGCUCGUUGAUCUUGGUCUUCAGGUGAGUGUCAAUGGGUUCAGCUUCCGCGAUCGGGACAGCGUGGAGAUGGUCCGCGCCAUUCCACUUGAGAAACUGCAGAUCGAGACUGAUGCACCAUGGGGUGAAAUCCAAGCCACAAGCGAGGUUGCUAAAGCGUACCUCAAAAAUGCGUCAAAACUUCCAUACGUUUCGAAGAAGAAAGACAAGUUCGUCAUGGGCGAGAUGGUCAAGGAGCGGAAUGAGAGCUGUAAGAUGGAGAGUGUGGCGCUGAUCGUCGCCGGGCUAAGGGGCGCAAGUGUUGAGGAAGUAGCGGAAGCAGCGUACAAGAACAGCCAACAGAUGUUCUGGAGUGAUGCUGAGUAGCACAGAAGACCAACAGAGUAACACUAGAAGCUACGUAGUCUUCUAGCCAAAUGAUGAAGGCGUAUACAGACCGGUCACUACAUUAGGCUCUCUCCAACAUACCAGCAGAACGGGUCUUGUUCACCGCGCAUUGUUGCGAUGUCUUUCCAAAAAGCGUGAGAUUGUGAUAAGGAUGUGGUUCAAAUAUCUACCU
Molecule: messenger RNA, 1260 nt
Organism: Boeremia exigua
Lineage: Eukaryota; Fungi; Ascomycota; Dothideomycetes; Pleosporales; Didymellaceae
Product: TatD family hydrolase
Exons: 2
Coding region: 75-1067 (330 amino acids)
Cellular component (GO): cytosol
Molecular function (GO): 3'-5'-DNA exonuclease activity
Source: RefSeq, a predicted model, not a curated record